CGCCCGAGGCUGGGUAGGGGCGCAGUGCAGGAGGCGGCUGCGGUGGCUGCGGCGGGAGCGUGAGCUGGAGGAAGCGGCGGCUGCGGCGGUGCGGGCGGUCGCGCAGCGGCAGGCACAGGUGUAAUGGACAGGUAACACAGAGCACCUCUUCCCUUCCUCGUCAGGCGGCAGCAUGACCGAGUGCUUCCUGCCCCCCACCAGCAGCCCCAGUGAGCACCGCAGGGCAGAGCAUGGCAGCGGGCUGACCCGGACCCCCAGCUCGGAAGAGAUCAGCCCCACCAAGUUUCCUGGACUAUACCGCACGGGAGAGCCCUCCCCUCCCCAUGACAUCCUCCACGAGCCUCCCGACAUCGUGUCUGAUGAUGAGAAAGACCAUGGCAAGAAAAAAGGGAAAUUUAAGAAAAAGGAAAAAAGGACUGAAGGCUAUGCUGCCUUUCAGGAAGAUAGCUCUGGAGAUGAAGCUGAAAGUCCUUCCAAGAUGAAGAGGUCCAAGGGAAUCCAUGUUUUCAAGAAGCCCAGCUUUUCUAAAAAGAAGGAGAAGGAUUUUAAAAUAAAAGAGAAACCCAAAGAAGAAAAGCACAAAGAAGAAAAACAUAAAGAGAAAAAGUCAAAAGACUUGACAGCUGCUGAUGUCGUUAAACAGUGGAAGGAAAAGAAAAAAAAGAAAAAGCCCAUUCAGGAGCCAGAGGUGCCUCAGGUUGAUGUUCCGAGUCUCAAGCCCAUUUUCGGAAUUCCCUUGGCUGACGCCGUGGAGAGGACCAUGAUGUAUGACGGCGUCCGGCUGCCGGCCGUGUUCCGGGAAUGUGUAGAUUAUGUAGAGAAGUACGGCAUGAAGUGUGAGGGCAUCUACAGAGUUUCAGGAAUUAAAUCAAAGGUAGAUGAGCUAAAAGCAGCCUACGACCGAGAGGAGUCUCCAAACUUGGAAGAAUAUGAGCCCAACACUGUCGCCAGUUUGCUGAAGCAGUAUUUGCGAGACCUUCCAGAGAAUCUGCUUACCAAAGAGCUAAUGCCCCGAUUUGAAGAGGCCUGUGGGAGGACCACUGAGGGUGAGAAAGUGCAGGAGUUCCAGCGCCUGCUCAAGGAGCUGCCGGAGUGUAACCACCUUCUGAUUUCCUGGCUCAUCGUGCACAUGGACCAUGUCAUUGCCAAGGAGCUGGAGACCAAGAUGAACAUACAGAACAUCUCCAUAGUGCUCAGCCCGACUGUCCAGAUCAGCAAUCGUGUCCUGUAUGUGCUUUUCACACAUGUGCAAGAGCUCUUUGGAAAUGUGGUGCUGAAGCAAGUGACGAAACCUCUGCGGUGGUCUAACAUGGCCACAAUGCCCACACUGCCGGAGACCCAGGCGGGCAUCAAAGAGGAGAUCAGGAGACAGGAGUUUCUUUUGAAUUGUUUACAUCGAGAUCUGCAGGGUGGGAUAAAGGAUUUGUCUAAAGAAGAGAGAUUAUGGGAAGUACAAAGAAUUCUGACAGCCCUCAAAAGAAAACUGAGAGAAGCUAAAAGACAAGAGUGUGAAACCAAGAUUGCACAAGAGAUAGCCAGCCUUUCAAAAGAGGAUGUUUCCAAAGAAGAAAUGAAUGAAAAUGAAGAAGUUAUAAAUAUUCUCCUUGCCCAGGAGAACGAGAUCUUGACGGAGCAGGAGGAGCUGCUGGCCAUGGAGCAGUUCCUGCGGCGGCAGAUCGCCUCCGAGAAGGAAGAGAUUGAGCGGCUGCGCGCCGAGAUCGCCGAGAUUCAGAGCCGGCAGCAGCACGGCCGAAGCGAGACGGAGGAGUACUCCUCGGACAGUGAGAGCGAGAGUGAGGAUGAGGAGGAGCUGCAGAUCAUCCUGGAGGACUUGCAGAGGCAGAACGAGGAGCUGGAAAUCAAGAACAAUCACUUGAACCAGGCAAUCCACGAGGAGCGUGAGGCCAUCAUCGAGCUGCGCGUGCAGCUGCGCCUGCUGCAGAUGCAGCGAGCCAAGGGCGAGCCACAGGCGCCGGAGGACGAGGAGGCGGAGCGGCGCGGCGCGGACGGCGGCCCCGAGCAGCCCAAGGCCGGCAAGGAGCCGGCGAAGCCGUCGCCGAGCAAGGACAGGAAGGAGACGCCCAUCUGAGCCGCUGGCGGCGCCCGCGGAGCCCUCCGGCCUCUGGUCUUUACUGUACAUUCUGUAAAGACGGCUCCUCCUCCCGCCAGCGC
Molecule: messenger RNA, 2172 nt
Organism: Lepus europaeus (European hare)
Lineage: Eukaryota; Metazoa; Chordata; Mammalia; Lagomorpha; Leporidae
Gene: RALBP1
Product: ralA binding protein 1
Exons: 10
Coding region: 173-2089 (638 amino acids)
Biological process (GO): positive regulation of GTPase activity; small GTPase-mediated signal transduction; endocytosis
Cellular component (GO): membrane
Molecular function (GO): GTPase activator activity; small GTPase binding
Source: RefSeq, a predicted model, not a curated record